GGCUUAUCAUGAGGCGUGAAUAAGAUAUUGGAUAUUGAAAACAUCAGUUUCACCGUAGAAACGAUAUCGUUUCAAUUUUAAAAUGUCUGUCCUGAAGUCGUAUAAUUCGAGAGUUUUAUUAGGUAAUUGGUGGGAGGAAAGAAUACUAGAGAAAGAGAAAAAUUCUGAGCUUUUUUCUAGAAAUGAGGAUCAGCUAUCUACCACACAAUUUCUCAAGUUACUCAUUGAAAGUAUCCCUACUAUGAUUGAAUGCUCACCCCUUGCUCCAGAUAUGCAUUUACGUUCUGGUUACAAUGUUCAAAUACUGAAUCCAGGACCAUCUCCGUUUUACUUGAAGAGUGGACUCGCCGCUCCGCGAGCGCUUUAUGCUCUUGGUCUUUCGAUAAAAGAAAUGUUCAAUUUUUCUUUGAUGAUUUCGAACUCUGGUGACAAUUUGUUCAGGACUUUAGAAAAAGAUGGCUUACUUUGUAUUACUGCAUCGAACAAUGUACAGCCGUCCGCGAGAAAUAUUUUCCAAAUAUGCUGUUUACGUGAGAAUCAAUUUGGUAAAGUCAUUCGUUAUGGUGAACCUAUCUUGCUUAGAAUUCGACCAGAUAUCAUUUCAUCAAGGUGUAAUUCUGAAUUGCAGAAAAAAUUCGAUACGGAUCAAUAUUUCUAUUUGGCCAGUGAUUUGCGACAUCUUGGUGAUAAAGAUUUGCUACCAGAUGCACAACGUCUAUACUUUGAAAUCGGGAGGCCAUCAUUUUUAUCUCAAUGGCGUUUAGAAUAUGAAGAUCCACAUCUACGUAAAGAGUUUGAAGGUAGACCAGUGAAUUCUGAUCAGAGGUUGCUCAUCAAACAUGUUCGAAGCAAUAAAGCAAUAGCCUUGGAACCCAAUUUUAUUGUUCACACUCUCUUUGGACACGAAGUCAAUCUAACUGUGCGUACAUAUUAUGAUUCUCAUAAACUGGAGCGUGAUGUCAACUUUUGGAUGUUAUCAUCAUCUAAACAGCAUGAUUUAUCAUCUAUUUUAAAUGAACAAGAACCACAUAAAGUUCUCGAAAACACUUCCUUGGAAGGUGAUUGCGCAGCAGGAUCAAAUCUUUGUGGUGAAAAACAAGUUUAUUUUGAUCAGAAUACCAAUGCAGCCAACACAUGAAUAAUAACUGAGUGACCUCAUGAUAUUUUAUGGGUAUUUGGUUGACUACUUAAAGGUUUUUAAAAGUAGUUAAACUGUUACAAAUAAUUAUUCAGUAGAACAUUUUUUGAUUCAUCAAUCUAUUUUAUCUGAAGCAUAAAAUACAUUUCUAAUUCACAGGCAUCAAA
Molecule: messenger RNA, 1305 nt
Organism: Schistosoma turkestanicum
Lineage: Eukaryota; Metazoa; Platyhelminthes; Trematoda; Strigeidida; Schistosomatidae
Source: the annotation of a GenBank genome assembly